AGCAGCUUGCCUCCAGUCUCUGGCGGCAGAGGAGGACUGGCUGCUGCCUGCCGGGCCAUGCGUCUCCUGGCAGCCCUCCUGCUCCUUGGCCUGGCCGGGGCCACCACACCGCCCAGGCAGGCCACGUCGGCGGGACCUCCUCCUCGCGUGGAGCCGGCGCUGCAGCAGCUGUGGGCCCUGCUGUCCUCGGGCGAAGGCGCUCUGGCCCCUGGGACCGUGGAGGCCCUGUUAAAUAUCGCGGUGGCUCGUGUGCAGUGCUCAGCAGCAGUGCCGUGUGGAAAGUGCAUCGAUGCUCCACAUAUUUUUGCACUAACUGCAGAAAACCCACCUAGCGACACCCGUCUCACAGCCUCAGAGCUGCUGCCGUUCUCUGCUGGCCUUCUUUUCUACCUCACUGACCCCAUGACGGCCUGCCAGGCAGUGGAUGAUGGACGUUGGGUUUCCAAGGUUCUUGCUUUCCAGAAUAAAUUCUCAGAAGGGAUUCUUGAGAGAGAGAAAGUGGCUGAGCUGCUGGGCACCAUCCAGAAAAAUCUCAAGGGCAAUGAACCAAUGGAGUCCUGCGCAAGAGUGGACCAGAUCCUUCGCAACAGCACUGCUGUCUCUAGUCGAGUCACACCAAAUCUGGCCGGGCAGGUGCUGGUAGCCAGCGCCUACCAUGUGCUGAUGAGGGGCUGCUUCCAUGCCCUCCCCCCUGAGAGCUACUUUCUGGAGUACAUCUUUCAGCACUACAGUAACGCGACCCAAAACCUCACAAUGGCAGGCUUGGCCAAGCUAAUGCAGAAGCUGGAGGUAGGGCCAGAGGCAUCCUCUGCAGCUCAUGACCAUGACCAUGCGCUCGACAACCAUGGACACGAGGACCACCAUGAGCAUACACAUGAGGGUGCCACACACAGUCAUCAGGAUGCGCAUGGUCACGAAGAUCACUCCAACCACGACCACGAGGAUCACUCUGACCAUCACCAUGGCAAUGAAACUGAUCACCACCAUGACGAUGAUCACCACCAUCACCAUGGCAAUGAAAUCGACCACCAUCACCAUGGCAAUGAAACCGAUCACAACCAUGACGAUGAUCACCACCAUCACCAUGGCAAUGAAACCGAUCACCACCAUGACGAUGGUCACCACCAUCACCAUGGCAAUGAAACCGACCACCAUCACCAUGGCAAUGAAACCGAUCACAACCAUGACGAUGAUCACCACCAUCACCAUGGCAAUGAAACCGAUCACCACCAUGACGAUGAUCACCACCAUCACCAUGGCAAUGAAACCGAUCACCACCAUGAUGAUGAAAUUGAUCACCAUGGAAACCAAACAGAAACAGUCCGCCGAAAGCGAAGCCCUCCUGGCCCCGGAGAACAAGACGUACACCAUGAAGUCUGGGAUACGGUCUGCCUCAGCCACAGCGACCUGUUUGAGAUUUACAGCAUUGACCCUGACGCAGGAAUCUCUCGUCCAGACUUCACGCGCUUGAGCCCCGCUUUGGUCCAGCAACGGCUUAGCGGGGCCUGCACUGCCCCACGGACUGCCCCUGUGGACGGGCGCCUCACCGAAGCUGAGAGGUACAUCUACGGCUCGCUGGCCACGCUGGUGAUCUGCUUGUGUGCCCUUUUUGGCAUUGUGAUUCUCCUGUGUACAGCUUGCAUCGAGGCCUACCAGUAUGUCAUCCAGGUCUUUGUCAGCCUGGCUGUGGGAUCGCUCACCGGGGACGCCAUGCUGCACCUCAUCCCCAAGUUCCUGGGCCUGCAUUCUCACUCUCACGGUGAGGGCCAUGCAGAUGACCACCAUGGAGCGGGAGGCCAGGACACCCUGUGGAAGCUGCUGGCCGUGCUGGGAGGCCUCUACCUCUUUUUCCUUCUCGAAAAGUUCUUCAUCCUGUUGGGACAAUCGGACGGUGAGGAGACCUCGGAGUCCAGCAGCAACGGGCACCAGUGUGACCAUGGCAUGUCCCUGCAACUGUACCAGGAUGAGAUGAAGAGGCGGAAGCAGGAGAAAGGGGCUUCUCACACUGACCUGGUGGCUGCAGAGGAGGCUGAUUUCAGCAAACUGCAGAAGAAGGAACCCAACCGGGAGCUGCGCAUGUUACCCUACAUGAUCACCAUCGGAGAUGCCAUCCACAACUUUGCUGAUGGGCUGGCCAUUGGCGCCGCGUUCUCUGCCUCCUGGAAGACGGGGCUGGCCACCUCACUGGCGGUCUUGUGCCAUGAACUGCCCCAUGAGCUCGGGGACUUUGCCGCCCUCUUACACGCAGGCCUGAGUGUGAAGCGGGCGCUGCUGCUGAACUUCGUCAGCGCCCUCACAGCCUUCGUCGGCCUCUACAUCGCCCUCUCUGUGAGCACCGGGGAGGAGUUUGAGGCUUGGAUCUUCACCGUGGCCACUGGCCUCUUCCUCUACGUCGCCCUGUGUGAUAUGCUCCCGGCCCUGAUGAAUGUGAAGGACCGACGGCCGUGGCUGCUUUUUGGGCUGCAGAACCUGGGCCUGUUGGCGGGCUGGGCCAUCCUGCUGCUGCUCUCACUGUUUGAGGAGAACAUCACCCUUUGACCCUCCUCCGGCCACCAACGAUCUUGACUUCUGCAGGCCCAAGAGGCAGGACCUCUUGCGACCCAGCUGUGGUCAUGGCAAGGGUGUGCUUCACGGGAGUCUAGAGAAAGGGGGCGCAGCGCUGGGGAGGUGGGAAGCUCAGACCCAGAGGUGGGCAUUGGCACUCAGAGGGAACGGAGAUGGACGUGGCCACACCCGUGGACAACAAGAGCGCCCCCUUGAGCAAUGCCCGAGCCGCCCUUUCCUCCCUUAUGCUACGUACUGUAUUUAUUUUGGCCCUUUUUACACAUUCCCUCCGGGAUCCCAAAUGGCCCCUUUUCUGCUGCAAUCCAGUCCGGCUUCAUGCCAACUGGCAGUGCCCAUGAACCCAGCAAGAGGCUGGUGGUUUCCAGAUGCGGACAGCCUCUUCCCUCCUCCCCACCAAGAAAGCCUCGUCGGGGAAGUUUCCUCCGCACCCACAAGGGUCACCCUGCAGCCUCAGUAGCUUCAUGAGAAGGCUGGACCUCUUUCCUCCGGACUGGCAUGGGUGAUCUCACCAAAGGCCUUGUGAGAGACACGUUUGGGAGCAAGUGGGCUCCGGAGACGACUCCUGGGGCCCGUAAAAGGAUGGCCCCGUAGCUCAGUAGCAAGAGAUCACCUGCUUUGCACAAACAAGGUCUCAGGUUCAACCCCAACACCUCCUGAUAGGGCUGGGAAAGAUUGCUGUCUGAAAACCUUGGAGCAGGGGCAGCUAAUCUGAGGCUCUCCAGCUGAUGUUGGACUACAGCUCCCAUCACCCCCCUCUGACAACUGUAGCUGAGGAUAUUGGGUUUUGUAGUCCAGCAAUAGUUGGAGAGCCUCAGGUUCGCAACCCCCGGGGGCCUUGGAAAGAUGCCGCUGUGCCAAGUGAAUGGUGCCAUGUGGCUGGAGCAGGGGUCUGAUGCAGAAAGCAGCUUUGGAGGUCCAAGGGCUCUCCCAAACAUCGGAUAGCUGGAGGUGGACUGCCAUUAUUCAGGGAUGUAGGACAUACGCUUUGCACAUGCUCUGAGGCACUCUAGUUCUACUUUACGCAUUGACAUCUAAACACUUGGUUUGGGGGCCUUGAGCUCAUUUAAGCCCCAUAGGAGUGCACCUUCCCCCCCCCUCUCUACACGUUCCCAUGGAAGUGUUUUUUUCUGGGGGCCUGUCCUUCCAGCUGCACUGUGACCCCUACUCCAAGGAAGAACAAGCUUCUGAGUACAGGGAUCUCCGCUCCCUGCUCUGUGUCGGACACUGUCACUGUCAUACUGUCUGUGAAGGCAGGUGGGCAAAGAAGUAGAUCUAGAAUCUCCUUUAUGCAGGAUGUAUUCAGGUGUAUUCAUCAUGUCUGAUCAGUGGUAAAUAAAACCUAUUGAUUUUCGGCAUAUCUGACCUGGGUGCUUUCCAGAUUACACAUUAUAAUUGUUUAACUACGUAUCUGCUAAGUGUGCAUCUGUGCAUCCCUUCCCUGCUAACUGGGCAAAGAGGCACCUUUUACCAUGGUGAUUCUCUUUAUUUAGCAGGGGGAGAGUAACUGGCCCUAUCCACCCCCAGCACAAUACUUCCAGUGACUGUUGCUGGUGUGUGUCCUAUGUUUCUUUUUAGAAUGUGAGCCCUUUGGGGACAGGGAGCCAUCUUAUUUGUUUUAUUUCUCUUUGUAAACCGCCCUGAGCCAUUUUUGGAAGGGCGGUAUAGAAAUCGAAUUAUUAUUAAUAAUAAUAAUAAUAAUAAUAAUAAUAAUAAUAACAACCGUGUUUUGACACUGUCAUGGUGUAAUGACAGCAAGGUGCCGUUCGCACAGGGAAAGCCUUCUUCUGGGUUUUAUCUUUACAUUUUUGUGUUAACAACAUUGCAUGUGCAUUCCAAAAAAUAGCUCUAUUUCCCCAUUUUAGGAGGGCUGUCCCGCUGUUUCUGUAGUGUAAUGUGGUGUCAUGUGGAAGGUUCAUUCAGCAAUUUGACGUUUCAAUAUCUUAAUCUCCUCCCAGCUUUGGAAAUUAUCCUUCCCCACCCCCCCACCCCCGGGUGCUCUUGUGCAGUGGUGCAUCAGUGCAAAUUCCUUUUUAUUUGCUUUUCACUCAUCUCCCACCUUUGCCAUUGUGAUGAUAUUUCUUUUUAUAUGUCUGUGAUUAUGUUUAUUAUUGUCCAGCUGGGUAUGUCUUCCCUCAGCUUUUGAAAUGAUGCUUAAAAAAUUAUUAUUCAAUAUCUUUAUCUCCUCUCAGCUUUUGUAAUGAUCCUUCGCUUGCUCCCAGGUGCUCUGGAGCAAUGGUGCAUUGGUGUAAUUUCCUUUUUAUUUGCAUUUCUCUCUUCUCCCACCUCUGCUAAUGUUAAACCUAUUGUGAUUUUAUAUAUAUACUGUAUAUAUACUGUGUGUGUGUGUGUGUAUACACAUACAUACUGUAUAUAUACAUACUGUGUAUAUAUAUAUAUAUAUUUCUGUGAUUAUGUUUUUUUCUGUUCUACCCACCCACCCACCCCUGGCCAGUGAGUUUUUAAAAAAAAAACUAAUUGUCAGCCAUAGCAAGGAAUAGUUAAGUUUGGGCAAGUUAGAAAAGACUGCUCCCCCUGCAGGUGGCUUUGCACAAAGCCACCAAGAAAAAAAGCCUCAUCACGUCAUUGUCCCUCACCUCCUUUGCAACCCCAUUGGCCUAAAAUGGGGCAGUAGGAGGGCACAGAGAGCACGUCUUACAAACAAUAUGAACAGUCCCUGCUGGGAAAACACAUUGUUAUGGGUAGCAAUACAAACGGCCGCAGCUGUACCACGAACUAUGUAGCCAACGGCUUUCACACUUUAUUUACGUUUUGAUUACGAUCCUGCCAAACUGAAGUAUUUUGCACCACUGCCAACCACUGUAGAGCUCACAGUCUGGAAACGGCAGUGUGGUUCAGGGCAAGAUCUGAGGGGGUGGGAAGGACCCCAGGCAGAAUCAGCCUGCGGAGAGGGUUCUCUUCCUGGUGGAGCCACAAAAUCUCUUCCUGGUGGAGCCACAACCUUAUUGUGAACUGCCCAGAGAUGUAAGUUUUGGGAGGUAUACAUAAAAUAAAAUAAAUCUAGAGGUUGAGACAGGAGGCACACAACACAUUCUAAACCCUAAGUGAACAUUCAGACAUAGUGGGAUGGCAGAGCUAGGAGAACCUCUUUGUUGCCAUGUCCCAACUAUGAAGAAGAGAAGGAGGAGGAAGAGGAGUUCCUUUAAGUCAUCAAAAUCUGUAUAUGGUCUUCUAUUGAACAGCAAUGAGGAGAAAGCAUGUGUGAGCCCAGGAAAGUAGAUGACAUCAGAACUAUCUUUUUCAGUGCUAUCAUGUGUCAUCACUUAUAUUUAUUUGCAAAGAAGAGGGGAGAUAUGCACAAAAAAUGAUGGCAUUCUGAAUAUGGUUGCUGGACAUUUCUACAAAUAUACAUCCUUCUGGAAUUACUAAAGGGAAAAGGUGCUUUGAAAGGUUUUAAUAAAUGGCCACAGCAGGUCUCUUCCUACUGCC
This is a messenger RNA of Hemicordylus capensis (graceful crag lizard), 6012 nucleotides long. RefSeq names its product solute carrier family 39 member 4 (gene SLC39A4). Gene Ontology annotation, molecular function: zinc ion transmembrane transporter activity. Lineage: Eukaryota; Metazoa; Chordata; Lepidosauria; Squamata; Cordylidae. The record is from RefSeq and is a predicted model, not a curated record. The coding region runs from base 58 to 2538 and encodes 826 amino acids. The transcript is spliced from 12 exons. Gene Ontology annotation, cellular component: membrane. Gene Ontology annotation, biological process: intracellular zinc ion homeostasis; zinc ion import across plasma membrane.